Messenger RNA from Notechis scutatus (mainland tiger snake), 1352 nucleotides. NCBI's taxonomy places the organism in Eukaryota, Metazoa, Chordata, Lepidosauria, Squamata, Elapidae. The record is from RefSeq and is a predicted model, not a curated record.
GUGGGGGCAGCGGCAAGAGAGCGUGAGGUAGUUAAAUAACUGGAAUAACCUCGUUUGGGAGGAUCGAAUAUCAGGAAGCCCUUAGCCCGCACAAACGACGAGGGCGCCGCCUUGCAAAGGAGAUCGCUGCUUUAUCUGCCGCUCGGACCGGACGGUGGAGGAGGCUGCCGGCGCGCUGCUGGUGGCGGAGGGAGAAAGAGAUUUGAUGGAUAAAAGAUUGAUCGAUAACUGGCUAAAAUUUGUCUCGGGACAGAGUAAAUGUUUCAUUAGAAAGGAUCAAUUGAGUUUCAAAAUGGGCUGCAGAAAAUAUUGAUUGCAUGAGGUUUACCGUACUUUGACUAGGUAUGAAAUUUCAUCCAUACAAGUCAUAAUGGAUCAAUUUGAAAUGUGGUGGUAUCAGCAAGGACUGAGUUUCUUGCCUUCUGCCCUGGUUAUUUUAAUAUCUGCUGCUUGUGUGUUUCCAUAUAUUAUUGGAGUUCUCUUAAACCAUGUUGACCCUUUGGUACCCUAUAUCAGUGAUUUAGGGACAGCACCUCCGGAAAGAUCCUUGUUUGGAAUAUUGUUUUGCUUUUGUUCCUUGUUCUGUAUUGCCACCGUGUAUGUUCGAUACAAACAAGUCAGUGCUUUGAACCCUGAAGAACCUAAGUUGCUCAGACUCAAUAAGGCUGGCUUAGCGUUUGGAAUGGCUAGCUGUUUGGGGAUUUUCAUCAUAGCAAACUUCCAGAAAAAUGUUAUAUAUGUCAUACAUACAGUUGGAGCUUUUCUCGUAUUUGGAAUUGGAAUCAUAUAUUUUCUGGUUCAGACAAUUAUUUCCUAUAAGAUGCAACCACAAAUUCAUGGGAAGGAUAUUUUUUGGAUCAGAUUUACAAUACUGCUAUGGGGCAUAGUAAACCUAGUGAGUAUGAUUAUUUGUACAUUCAUUUUAAUCAGCUUAAUUGGAAUAGAUUACCUAAAGAUGCAGCGUUGGAAUCCCCAGGACAAAGGAUUUACCUUCCAUAUCAUUGCCAUAGUCUCUGAAUGGUCUUUGCUUUUCACUUUCAUCAUUUUUUUCCUGACUUUCAUCCGUGACUUCCAGAAAAUCUCAUUGCAUUUAGAAAUAACACUAUUUGGGCCUAAUCUUUAUCACCCUCAAGAGCAGCUCCUAGAAGAUGACCAAAGAAUACCAAUCACAGGAAGCAUAUGAGAAGAAAACAAGAGAAACUGUACAAAGUUUUAGGCAGAUGUGCAAAAAUGCUGUACAUUAAGAUUUUAAAAAUAUAAGUGUUAAUCGUUUAUUUUUAUCAAUUAAGAAAAUGGAAAGUAAAUGGACAAAAGAGAAAUCCAAAUCAAAUCAAUAUUUGGGGUGACCACCU